UGCACCGCGUUUCCCGCGCGGGCUAACCUCGGUACCCAAGCGGAAGGCACGGCCUUUUACGCUAACGCCGCUGCCAUGGGCUUCCUGAAACUGAUUGAGAUCGAGAAUUUUAAAUCGUACAAGGGUCGUCAGAUUAUCGGACCAUUUCAGAGGUUCACCGCCAUCAUUGGACCCAAUGGCUCUGGUAAGUCAAAUCUCAUGGACGCCAUCAGCUUUGUCCUUGGUGAAAAGACCAGCAACUUGCGGGUAAAGACCCUGCGAGAUCUGAUACAUGGAGCUCCUGUGGGCAAGCCAGCUGCCAACCGAGCCUUUGUCAGCAUGGUCUAUUCUGAGGAGGGUGCUGAGGACCGCACCUUUGCCCGUGUCAUUGUAGGGGGCUCUUCCGAGUACAAGAUCAACAACAAAGUUGUCCAGCUACAUGAAUACAGUGAGGAGUUAGAGAAGUUGGGCAUUCUCAUCAAAGCUCGUAACUUCCUCGUCUUCCAGGGUGCAGUGGAGUCUAUUGCCAUGAAGAACCCCAAGGAAAGGACAGCUCUAUUUGAAGAAAUUAGUCGCUCGGGAGAACUUGCACAGGAGUAUGACAAGCGAAAGAAAGAAAUGGUGAAGGCUGAAGAGGACACGCAAUUUAAUUACCAUCGCAAGAAAAAUAUUGCAGCUGAGCGCAAGGAGGCCAAACAAGAGAAAGAAGAGGCGGACCGCUACCAGCGCCUGAAGGAUGAGGUGGUCCGAGCACAGGUACAGUUGCAGCUCUUUAAGCUCUACCACAAUGAAGUAGAGAUUGAGAAGCUCAACAAGGAGCUGGCCUCUAAGAACAAGGAGAUUGAGAAGGACAAGAAACGGAUGGACAAGGUAGAGGAUGAACUGAAGGAGAAGAAGAAAGAGCUGGGAAAAAUGAUGCGGGAACAGCAGCAGAUUGAGAAGGAGAUCAAGGAAAAGGACUCAGAGUUGAAUCAGAAGCGCCCUCAGUACAUCAAAGCCAAAGAGAAUACAUCCCACAAAAUCAAGAAGCUUGAAGCAGCCAAGAAGUCUCUGCAGAAUGCUCAGAAACAUUAUAAGAAACGGAAAGGUGACAUGGAUGAGCUAGAGAAGGAGAUGCUGUCAGUGGAGAAGGCCCGACAGGAGUUUGAAGAACGGAUGGAGGAAGAGAGUCAGAGUCAGGGCAGAGACUUGACCCUGGAGGAGAAUCAGGUAAAGAAAUACCACCGAUUGAAAGAAGAAGCUAGCAAGAGAGCAGCCACUUUGGCUCAGGAGCUGGAGAAAUUUAACCGAGACCAGAAAGCUGACCAGGACCGUCUAGAUCUAGAAGAGCGGAAGAAAGUAGAGACGGAGGCCAAGAUCAAGCAAAAGCUGCGGGAGAUUGAAGAGAAUCAGAAGCGGAUUGAGAAGCUAGAGGAAUAUAUUACCACUAGCAAGCAGUCUCUAGAGGAGCAGAAGAAACUGGAGGGAGAAUUGACAGAAGAAGUAGAGAUGGCCAAGCGCCGUAUUGAUGAGAUCAAUAAAGAGCUGAACCAGGUGAUGGAGCAAUUGGGGGAUGCGCGCAUUGACCGCCAGGAGAGCAGCCGUCAGCAGCGAAAGGCAGAAAUAAUGGAAAGCAUCAAGCGUCUCUACCCUGGUUCUGUGUAUGGCCGCCUCAUUGACCUCUGCCAGCCUACACAAAAGAAGUAUCAGAUUGCUGUGACCAAGGUGUUAGGAAAGAACAUGGAUGCUAUUAUCGUAGACUCAGAGAAGACAGGUCGGGAUUGUAUUCAGUAUAUCAAGGAGCAACGUGGAGAGCCUGAGACCUUCUUGCCUCUUGACUACCUGGAGGUGAAACCUACAGAUGAGAAACUCCGGGAGCUGAAGGGGGCCAAGCUAGUGAUUGACGUGAUUCGCUAUGAACCACCUCACAUCAAAAAAGCUCUGCAGUAUGCUUGUGGCAAUGCUCUUGUUUGUGACAAUGUGGAAGAUGCCCGGCGCAUUGCCUUUGGAGGUCACCAACGCCACAAGACAGUGGCACUGGAUGGAACCCUGUUCCAGAAGUCAGGAGUUAUCUCUGGUGGAGCCAGCGAUCUCAAGGCAAAGGCACGACGCUGGGAUGAGAAAGCAGUAGACAAGCUAAAAGAAAAGAAAGAGCGGUUGACAGAGGAGCUGAAAGAGCAGAUGAAGGCAAAACGGAAAGAGGCAGAACUGCGUCAGGUGCAGUCUCAGGCCCAUGGGCUACAGAUGCGACUGAAGUACUCACAGAGUGACCUAGAACAGACCAAGACAAGGCAUCUUGCCCUGAAUCUCCAGGAAAAAUCUAAGCUGGAGAGUGAGCUAGCCAACUUCGGGCCUCGCAUUAAUGAUAUCAAGAGAAUCAUCCAGAGCCGAGAGAGGGAAAUGAAAGACUUGAAGGAAAAGAUGAACCAGGUGGAAGAUGAGGUGUUUGAAGAGUUUUGUCGGGAGAUCGGUGUGCGCAACAUCCGAGAAUUUGAGGAAGAAAAGGUGAAGCGGCAGAAUGAAAUUGCUAAGAAGCGCUUGGAAUUUGAGAAUCAGAAGACUCGCUUAGGCAUCCAAUUGGAUUUUGAAAAAAACCAGUUGAAGGAGGACCAGGAUAAAGUGCACAUGUGGGAACAGACAGUGAAAAAAGAUGAAAAUGAGAUAGAAAAGCUUAAGAAGGAAGAACAAAGACACAUGAAGAUAAUAGAUGAGACCAUGGCUCAGCUGCAAGACCUUAAGAAUCAGCACCUGGCCAAAAAGUCAGAAGUGAAUGACAAGAAUCAUGAGAUGGAAGAGAUUCGCAAGAAGCUUGGGGGUGCCAACAAGGAAAUGACUCAUUUACAGAAGGAAGUGACAGCCAUUGAGACCAAACUUGAACAGAAGCGCAGUGACCGCCACAACCUGCUACAGGCCUGUAAAAUGCAGGACAUCAAAUUACCACUGUCAAAGGGCACCAUGGAUGAUAUUAGUCAGGAAGAAGGUAGCUCCCAGGGAGAGGAGUCAGUGAGUGGUUCCCAGAGAACAUCCAGUAUCUAUGCUCGAGAGGCCCUCAUUGAGAUUGACUACGGUGACCUGUGUGAGGAUCUGAAGGACGCACAGGCGGAGGAAGAAAUCAAGCAAGAGAUGAACACGCUACAGCAAAAGCUGAACGAGCAGCAGAGCGUGCUUCAGCGGAUUGCUGCCCCCAACAUGAAGGCCAUGGAAAAGCUAGAGAGUGUCCGAGACAAGUUCCAGGAGACCUCAGAUGAGUUUGAGGCAGCACGAAAGCGAGCAAAGAAGGCCAAGCAGGCAUUUGAGCAGAUUAAGAAGGAGCGCUUUGACCGAUUCAAUGCUUGUUUUGAAUCUGUGGCUACCAACAUUGAUGAGAUCUAUAAGGCUCUAUCCCGAAACAGCAGUGCCCAGGCAUUCCUGGGCCCCGAGAAUCCUGAAGAGCCCUAUUUGGAUGGUAUCAACUACAAUUGUGUAGCUCCUGGCAAACGUUUCCGGCCUAUGGACAAUUUGUCAGGCGGGGAGAAGACAGUUGCAGCUCUGGCCUUGCUUUUUGCUAUUCACAGGUGGCAAAUUACAUCAAGGAGCAGUCAACUUGCAACUUCCAGGCCAUUGUCAUCUCUCUCAAGGAAGAGUUCUACACCAAGGCUGAGAGUCUUAUUGGAGUCUAUCCUGAGACACUAUUGUUACAGUGGAAGAAGAGACCCUGCCUCAGUAAAGCGGCAAGAUGUGACCAUCACAGUUACAAGCUCCCAGCACCUGAAGAUGCCUUCACUAUUAGACACAAGAAUGGACCCAUCAACAGUUGGGCAUGGAUGGAGAAGAAACUCGAGAGAACCCCCACCCGACCCUGCUGGACUAGUUCCUACUGAUGGAUUCAGGAGAAAACAUCGCCGUCAGUUGUAUACUCACCAAUAACCCCAUCAGACUUCAAUGGGUAAAAUGAGUCACCAAACCAAACCGAAAGCCAUAAAUCUGAGAAAGGAACUAGUAUGGAUGGGGGUUGGGGAUGCUUACAGGGGUGAAAGGGAGAUGAGAGAGAGUGUGCUAGGGAGAGCAAUCAGAAUGUAAAUCUAUAUAUGUAUGAAAUUGUCAAAUAACAAAAUGAGCCAGUUUUGAAAAAUAUAGCAAUGAGAAUCUGAUUGGAAAUUCAGUAGGGGCCAGUACUAGGCAAAGCGACAGAUUCCCCAUAGGAUGGUAAGAAGAAUUCUAAGUCUUAUGCUACAGUCCACGAUCCCCAGAAUACCAAGAGCCUGUCUUUGAGAUGGCUCAGCUCUUCCCAGAGGAGGUCACUGUCUUUGCCUAAUGGGUUGACACCACAGCAAGUAAGCCUUGACAUGAGCAUGCAGUUUCAUUUGCUGUGCUGUGCGAUGGGAACCUCACAUGCACCUGGCCAACUGUGAGAGGGUAACUGAUGUCUGUUUCUGUUAUGCAUAUCCAAGAUUCCUGACUGAUCUAAGAAUCCUGCAUUUUACUGGUGACAUCUUGAAGCAACUUCUUAGGUAAAGAAAGGUAAGAAAGGAUGGCUCCAAGGUUGAGCAGUGACUACUCUUCCAGAGGUCCUGAGUUCAAUUCCUAGCAACCACAUGGUGGCUCACAACCAUCUAUAAUGAGAUCUGGUGUCCUCUUCUGGCAUGUAGGUGUACAUGCAGGCAGAGCACUGUAUA
Messenger RNA from Acomys russatus (golden spiny mouse), 4613 nucleotides. It is a transcript of the gene Smc1a, whose product is annotated as structural maintenance of chromosomes 1A. Gene Ontology annotation, molecular function: ATP binding; ATP hydrolysis activity; DNA binding. Lineage: Eukaryota; Metazoa; Chordata; Mammalia; Rodentia; Muridae. Gene Ontology annotation, biological process: sister chromatid cohesion. The record is from RefSeq and is a predicted model, not a curated record. The coding region runs from base 76 to 3864 and encodes 1262 amino acids. The transcript has 25 exons. Gene Ontology annotation, cellular component: nucleus; chromosome; cohesin complex.